Messenger RNA from Papilio xuthus (Asian swallowtail), 6072 nucleotides. RefSeq names its product RCC1 and BTB domain containing protein claret (gene ca). Bases 193 to 4302 code for a protein of 1369 amino acids. Lineage: Eukaryota; Metazoa; Arthropoda; Insecta; Lepidoptera; Papilionidae. The transcript has 19 exons. The record is from RefSeq and is a predicted model, not a curated record. Gene Ontology annotation, molecular function: protein binding.
AUAUUUUAUUCAGACCACAUGUUUGUGUAAACUCUUGUAAUCGUAAUAGAUAAGAAUCGAUGUUAAGGUUUACAACAUCUGCAACAUCACAUCACUAAAUGACAGAGAAUAAGAAAAUCAUGAAACAUCAGUUCCCUAUUUUUCAAAAUAAAUAAAUAUAUAGAAGAUGCUGAUAUAUUAUUGAAAUUAAAAAUGGCACAACAUAGUGAAAAUCUUGACUUUUCCGCCUUAUUUAAAUUAGAUGUUUUAGUUCACCUCGAUAUCAUAAAUCACAGUUUUUACGAAGUCGGCUUAAAAAAAUUUUUGGCUUUUUCCAGUGAUAAAGAACUCGUUUUCUUGUUUAUUAAUGCUCAACUUGAAAGGUUUGAUAAUGUUUAUGAUUGGGAUUUUAAUGAUAAUCCUGUAUAUUGUAUGUGUUUUGAACCAAGCGGCACUUGGCUACUUAUAGUAAGUGAGCAAAAGGUGUUACUUGUACCAUUUCUCCCAUUAUUUACUCCCGAAAAUUUAUAUGACUGCAAGUGGUCAUCAUCAAGAGUUACUGUUUUGCCACUGGGUGAUAUACCACAGCCAACUUCUGUGGUCUGGUGGUUGACAAAGGAAUCUGAAAAUAUAAUUGUUAUCGGAUCCAAGACUGGAGUAGUUACAUUCUAUUCCUUAGAGUCCCAGAGUAUUGUGGGUGAAGUCAAAGUUGCAGGAGAAAUUUUGGAUUUACAGAUAUGUUUUGAUGAUUCCCUAGACUUGUUAGCUCUGUUGAUCUCUAGAGGACAAUCUCAACAGUGGAAAUUAAUUUUGGAACAUAGAUCUAUGGGCUACAAUUGGCUUCAACAAACUCGAGCUCAAAAUGACAGAGAGAAGAAAGAUGGAUUUAUGUCUUACAUAAGACAACUCUCGAAGGAUAAAAUAACAUUUUUCACUCAAGGUGGAUCUAAAGAUGAUAAGCAAACUGUGGAAUAUGUGUUGAAACCAGUUGAAUACUUGCCAAUGUUCCGCAAAGGGUCUAAUAAUUGGGCUCUAACUGCACAGUAUGUGAAUGGACGACAUUUCUUAACUGCAUUUGAAUUGAAUGAAGGAACAUUAAUUCUUGAAAGUCCAGAAGAUGAUACUCCAUCAAGAACAUUAAGGCCUCAUAUAAAGAAGGAUGGUCUGUACAUACAAGGCUUAUGGUCACAAAGGCUUAUUUAUUUGCUGAGGAAGAAUGAACUUGAAGUACAUAGUGCUAAUUUCUCUGUUGUUCAGGGUGAUGGUCUACUGGGAGCUAAGAGAGAGUUCAGUGAACUGUGGUCAGUGGAACUGAUAGGCGACGUGCAUCGCGCCUACUUGAUGACAGCUCGCGAGCCUCCCGCGCCCACGCCCGGAUGGCGCGAGCCCACGUUCAUGUGCGACCUACAGCUGCCCCGCUUUCCCAUUGAACCUUGUCUUGUGGUCACAAGCUGUGGAGCCUACAUAUUGAAUACUGUUUGUGAGCCAUCAGAAUGGCUGGUGAGCCUGAUAAUGCGGGGCGGUGUGGGCGCGGAGCAGUCGGCGGCGGCGCUGGGCGCGUGCGUGCCCACGCUACUGCGCGCCUCCGCCGACAUGCUUAUGUCCCGCGGGAAGAUCGCACCUGCACAAUAUCUCUUCUCCCUCUCACAGAGCCAGCCGGACGGAUGGGUGGCUCGGCUGGGCGUGUUCGGGCGUAUGCACGAGCUGUCGAUGUACAAGCCUACAGGCGGGGGCGCGGCGGGCACGCUCGGUAACGCCGCCAUCACUGCAAAGCUGCUGGCAAUGCUGCUCAAAGUCGGCACCAACCCGGAAGAAAAGUUUGAUGUGGACGUACAAUUGGUAACAUUAAGCGAGAAGGAGUUGGUGGAGCUGACAUCGGCGGCGGCGGCCGUGGGUCUGUGGGAGCUGGUGCCGCUGUUCAGCCUGUACCACGGACAGCCUCACCUGAUGCUGGCGGGGGUGAAGGGCCGACGCGAGCUGUGCCGCGGCGCGCUGGCCUGUCUGCUGCGACACGCCUGCCUGGUGCCCAUACUGCUCGAGGAGAACGCACAGUGGCUCUUCGAUUUUAUUACAGAUAAAUGUAAUACAUUCGAUACUAAACUUUUAAAGUGCUUAUGUCUCUGGAUGAAUCCACUGCAAGAUCAGCUGAGGCCGGUGAUGCGCGAUUUGAAACAAGGAAUAACAUCUAUUUAUACAACAAGAAUGCUGCAACUAAUAUCGACUUUCAUGCGUGUGGCUUGCGUUAUUGAAGCUAGGUCACCUUGCCCAGACAUACAUGUAGAGGUGACAAAGAGACCGGAGACCUGGAAGAAUCAGUACACACCGAAGCGUGCUUUGUCCUGUGGUCUCAGUCACUGGGCGCUGGCUGAUGAUGGCAAUGUCAAGGUGAUGAUGACCAACACUCCUGUCAACACUGAAAUAAUCGGCAGAGUUCUCGAUGUGGCCUGCGGAAGACAUCACACUUUGAUACUGACGGAGAACGGAAUAUACGCAGCGGGUGACAACCGGUACGGUCAGCUGGGCGUGGGACGUGCGUGGGCGGGUGCGGGGGGCGAGGCGGGGGGUGCAGGGGGUGCGCUGCUACACGUGCGCACCCCCCCGCGCGCUCCCGCCGCCCCCCUCUCCGCAGUCUCCGCCGGACACUACCACUCCGCCGCGGUUGACCUUGGCGGCAGGCUCUACACCUGGGGAUGGGGUGUUCACGGACAACUUUGUCUCGGCAAUAUCGACGAUCAAUACACGCCGCAGUUGGUUACAAAAUUUCUUGGUAGAAAAGUGCUGAGUGUGGGUUGCGGUGCAUGUCACACAGUGGUACUGAUGAAGAACGGCGAGGUGUGGGCGUGCGGUGCGGGCGUGUUCGGUCAACUGGGGGGCGGAGCACGCGCUAAGGCCGCCCUGCCCGCACGCAUCGCCCUACCAGAUACAGUGACACACAUCGCCGUCGGAUACUUCCACACAUUGGCGCUGACGGGCAAGGGGCAGGUGUGGAGGUGGGGCGCGAGCCCGCAGCAGGUGCGUGCGAGCCAGGCGCGCCGCGCUGCCUCCCCCUCGCCCUCGCCCGCCGCUCCAGCCGCCGUCACCCCCGACCCGCAUCUGCUGCCCCAGCUGGUCGAUACAAGGAAUGUACGCGGACGUAUCGUGCAGUUGUCCGCGGGAUGGCAUCACUCGUGCAUACUUGACCACACGGGCGCUGUUUAUACGUGGGGCUUGAACUUUGACGGACAAUUAGGCAGCGGCAAUCGAAAGCAAGUUGUGAUACCUACGGAAGUGAAAACCCGUCCGGAGGCUCAGCCUGACAAUAAUAAGAGCAGCCGGACACCGGACACUGAUGAUGGCAAUGUCACCAAAGCGCUGGUGGCAUGCGGUGGUGACUUUACCAUAUACAUUGAUGAUGAUGUCAGGAUCUACGCGACCGGCAAUAUGAGCAAACAUGUGAAUAACGAGAAACCGAACAAUCGUGUUAUAAUGAUGAAGACAACGAAACGGGUCAUAAAGAUCCCCGCGAGCCGCAACAGCAACAAGUUCCUGUUCCAGCCGCUGGACCGCCUCGAUAUCAUGUUCCCCUUCGACGUUGAUGUAUUGCGCCGCAAACCCAUUGAACCCGUACCCAAUCCAUUACUCAACAUCAAUGACUUCAAGAAGAAAUCCUGGCCUGAUGAUAUUAUACUUCUCCUCCAACCCUGGAUCAAUCAGCAAGUGUUGGUAGACAACCCAAAUAUGGCUGCCAAAUUCUCUUAUCAUAGCAAAAUGUACUCAAACUGUCUCGAUAUGUUACUAAAGUCUUUGAAACAUGUUAUACCGAACGAUCAACUUUACAUCACCCAUCAGAAUGAAGAAAUAAGUGCCAUAAAAAAGGAUGAAAUGAAGAUUUUAAUAACUAACACAAUAUCUAAAAGAAUCAAGGAUAUAUCGAUGUCUAUAUUAAAUGAAGAAGUGUUUCCUGUCAUGGAAAAUAAUAUUUAUCAAGCUUUACCUUGUUGUUGUGAUGAAUCCAGUUAUUUUAAAACGAUACAACAAAAUGUAACACAAAAUGAGAAUAAUAUUUCAGUUAAAGCUGCAGAUGUUAUAGACAAAUGUAUAAGUAUUUUUCCAAUCGAUAAUGAACUAUGGGAAGUUUGUUUUCGUAUAUCAAAAGAUUUUUAUAUAGAUAAUGAUUUAUCUAUUCAAGAAUUUGAGAAAGUAUUGGUCAAAUAUAUGGAAUCUCAUCCUCCAACAAUGGCCGCUGCGUUGAUGUACUCAAAUGAUUGUAUGCAAUACAGCAAAAUAUUCACACCAAAAUUCUAUUUGAAUAUGUGCAGUCAAGUACUCGAUUCUUGGGGUUGAAUUGAUUAUAUGAGAAAUUUCGUUUGAUCAAAAUUAACGUACAAUCGAGGACAUUUUUUCCCUACCCAUUUCGGUAAAAUUUCUUAUACGCUCAAUGUAGAUCGACCAACUUUUCUGGCCCGGUGAGCAUAAAUGACACUAAAUUAAAAUAGCAGGACAGCGCCAUCUUGUCAACGUAAAACAAAUUGUCAUAAAACUCGUCAUUGCUGUUUUGUCAUUUUUUUAUCAAAUUAUUUUUUAAUUUAACCUAAUCUGUCUCAUCAGGCCAGAUAUAUUUGUCGAUCUAUAGGUCGAAAACCUUCAUAGUAAUAUAUAAAGGUAUCAAAUUAUAGCUGUUAAGGUGCCAUUUUGUAUUCGCUUGACUUGGGAAGCAAAUUUCAUUAUUUGUAUGUCAAUAUAUGUAUUGAUCCAUUAAUCCAUUAAAAUUAUUCUUGCGAAUUUAGUAGAGAACUUAACAAGAGGUAAUGUAGACUCUUCAUUAUAUUUACCUUGAAUAAUAAUUGCCUACGUAGUUAAGAUUGAAUACAGGGCGUCUUGUAGUAGAUAUUAGAACUAAAUGUUUGUAUUGGAAUUGACUUCUCUAAGCGUGGGUUUCCACUGCCCUAACUACUGUAUAAUUAUGUAUAUUGUCCCUGUUUUUACGAACAGAAUGAAAGGGAUAAUAUUACCUACAGAUAUUUAGUGGAAAUACACAAUCAUAUUAGUCUGUAAGACAAUGUAUUCAGUAUUUAAAUAUAUUUUACAUAAUGCAAUGUAAAUAGUAGGAGACUUUAUUCUCGUAUCAACGUGUAUUUUAUAUAUAAACAACUCAAUUGAUAUCUGAAUUUCAUCUGUUAAACGUAAAUCGUCUGAUUGUAAACAAAAAGAUCUGUUAUAAUUUGACAUAUGAUUGCAAAACGCAACAAAACAAACUCAUGUUGUGGGCGUCGCCGACGUUUAUGUAGAUUUAGUACCGACAAGUAAGUUUUGAGUUAUCUAGGUUGAUAUAUAUUGAAUGUAUGUUACAUACCUAGUACUUAUUUUGUAGAUUAUAUAUCUAUUUUACAAUUUGUCGAUUCUUCAAGCGGGAAAGUUGUCCUCCUCUCUUUUGGCGACGCCCAAGUAUGCAACAUUUUGAUUUGUAGCGAUGAAUAACCUAUAUUACAUUGUUUUGAAGACAAUUUUUUUUUACAAGUUGACACAAUGUGCUUAUAGACAGUCAAACUUGUCUGACCCGGUGGGUAUAAGUGAAAAUAUCAAUGUUAAAAAAAAUGUUUGUCGCAUUGUAGCUGUCACGUAUGUCAUUUUCAGCAUAUUCUCAUAACAGCGUCACUCACCGGGCCAGAUAAAUUCGUAGCACUAUAAUAAUUUUUUUUUUGUGUAGGAUGUUACUGAUGUAUGUAAACACAACUUCUGUACCCUGCCAUGAUUUGAACAAAUAAUGGAAGUUUUGUUUUUUAAUUAGGUUCUCUUGCCAAUAGUUAUAUAAGAUCAACGUUUUUUUGUUUUAGUUGAAUAUAUCUAACUUUAAUGUUAUUAGCACAUUUUACAAUUUUGUCUCGUUAUUUUUUAUGCCGAUUUUCUAUUAAGAAUGAUAGUUAAUGAAACUGGUUGCUAUUUUUUAUUCUUUGUUAACAUGUUUUUUGUUCUAGUCAAUAGCUUUAGAUUAUUUUGUUAUACAACUAACCCGAAUUUAUUUUCUCUCUAUUCUUACUAUUUGUAUAAUCUACAAAGCAUUAUAUUAUAUACAAUCUUUUAGAUCGAAAUAUGUUUUUAAUCUGUGAUUUGUUU